CGACAGGAUUUACUGAAAGGUUGAGUAGUCACCGAAAGAAAAAUUAAAUGUUCAUCCAAAUAGCUGAAAUACACAUAUUCACCUGUGAACAGACAAAAUAAAGAGAGAUCAUGGAAAAAGAUGGCAUACAACUACGUCAUGUGCAAGUUAUAGAUCCAGAUAACCAAAUCAAAAAUGGACCGAGUGAAGGUUACAUGAAUAAUGCAUUUGAAGGAUCAGAGCAAAACCUUGACAAAAAACAAGUCUCUAAUACAGACAUUGAUGGUGAACACGAUGACGAAGAAUUUGAAGGCAACGCUUGCUCAAAUGCUGUGGGAUUCAUCCAGAAAAUCAUUACUGAUUUUUACAAGGAACAUAUAUUUAUCGUAUGGUAUACAAUAUAUUUGGUGCUAUUGGUAGCAUACUUUGGUUAUUUUAUAUGGUGUAUGUACCACCUCACCGUAAAAGAUAAAAUAACGGAGGAAGGAUCUAUCCGAUUGAUUGUCAUUACUAUAUUACUGGUGAUUGGUAUAUCACUAACAAUACUGUCUAAAUUUGUUAAGCUUGAUUUCACCAGCUUCGAACAGGAAUUUGAGACAUUAAUGGGACAAUAUGGCUUCAUAAUACACAUAUGUUUAAUAAUCGCCGCUAUUGGUGGAAACAUUGCUGUCAUUGUCGUAGAAGUUAUAUUGAAGGAAGUAGACAAUCUAAUAUCCCUCGUUGGAGUUUUUUGUUUUGUUGUUGUUUUCUACGUUACUUCACACAAUCCAGCUCGGGUGAACUGGCGUCCUGUUUUCUGGGGACUUGAAAUACAGUUUUACUUUGCAUUGGCAAUAAUCAAGUGGCCAGUUGGAAACGACAUAUUUCAGUGGUGCGGAGACCGUGUAACAGAGUUCCUUGCACAUACAGACGCCGGCGCUGGUUUUGUCUUUGGUGAAGAUACCUUUAGAAACCAUUUUUUUGCAAUGGCAGUGCUUCCAGUAAUUGUGUUUUUUAGUACUGCCAUUGCUAUUCUAUACUACUUGGGAGUUAUGCAAUUCAUCAUCAAGUACAUCGCACGUGCUCUCGCAUUUGCACUUGGAACAUCUCCAGCUGAAUCCUUAAAUGCUGCAGGAAACAUUUUUAUAGGUCAGAGUGAAGCUCCACUGAUGAUUAGACCAUUCUUGGCAAAGUUGACGAAUUCUGAAAUCCAUGCAAUUAUGACAGGCGGAUUUGCAACCAUAGCCGGAAGUGUCAUGGCUGCCUAUGUUUUAAUGGGGGUUCCUGCCAAACAUCUUUUAUCGGCAUCUGUAAUGUCCGCUCCUGCAGCAUUAGCCAUGGCUAAACUAUCUUACCCAGAAACUAAAGUGUCCAAGGCUCAUAAUAAAGAUGUAUAUAAAAUCGAAAGUGGGAAAGAAAGGAAUAUAGUGGAAGCUGCAUCGAAUGGAGCAUGUAUGUCGGUGAAACUUGUUGCCAAUAUUGCUGUAAAUCUCAUAGCCUUUAUAUCACUUCUUCAGUUUGUAAAUGCCACUUUAACGUGGUUUGGAGAGAGAGCAGGCUUAUAUCCACCAGAGCAUGAACUUCUUACUUUUCAGUUCAUUUGCUCCUAUGUAUUUUGGCCUAUGUCGUGGGUAAUGGGCGUCCACCAUACUGAUUGUCGUGUGCUUGGAGAACUAAUCGGAAUCAAAACUUUCAUCAACGAGUUCGUUGCUUACAAUGAACUAUCCAAAUACAUAGACAAUAGGGCCAACCUAACAUGGUAUAUGGGACUACCAGCUCUUAACAGCAGUUACACAGGAAACUAUACAUAUGUUGGUCGGGAUAUCCAUUAUCUGGAUUUCAAUCACACUCUCGUUGGAGGAAUCAUUCAGGAUAGGUCAAUGGUAAUUGCGACUUAUGCCUUAUGUGGGUUUUCAAAUGUCGGUUCUAUUGGCAUUAUGCUUGGAGCCCUAGGGGCCAUGGCACCUACUCGAAAGCAGGAUCUCACCAAAGUGGUGGUGAGAGCAAUGAUUUGUGGAAACGUAGCUUGCUUCCUUACAGCAUGCUUAGCAGGUUUAAUGUAUGAAUCAAGAUAAAGUGUAGGAGAGUGACAACGUUUAAUUAAAGACCGUGCAAUAACAUUUUAGCUAGCCAGUAAUGAGGGAAUUAUGAUGUUUAUAUCACUGAACUUCAUUUUACUUCAUGUUAUUCAAGUAUUCCUUAAAAGACGAUGAGACAGUCGAUUCAUAAUUUGUUUUUAUAUAUGUAUACUCAGAAAACAGAUGCAUUUAACAAAAAUUUAAAUGAAAAUUGAAUCUUUACCUUAUCUUUUAUUUGAUAUUGCAUUUAAUUUUUUUUUUAAAGGAAAAUCGAAUCUUUACCUUAUAUUUUACUUGAAAUUAAUAUAUUUUUAGCUUUUUAUAUCUUAUAUAUUUUUAUCACGUAUUAUAUAUCUUCAGUAUCAUUUAAUAUUUUGAAAUAUCGAUUUUUGCAUUUGCUUUUUUAUAUAUUUAAUUUACUUUCAAACUUGAUAUGUAUAAUUUUAUUGAAUUUUUUACUCUGUAAUUUUUGUCUCGCCUUGACGGAGUCAAAAAGCGAGACAUAGGUAUGCUGUUUCCGGCGUCGGAGUCGGCGGUGUCAACAAUGUAUUAGUUUGUGAUUAGGUCUUGUGUAUGGUGAACCACCAGUGGUAGGUCAAUAUUUGGUAUGCAGUUGUAUUAGCAUUGGCACAUCUCUUUACCAUGGAGAUUUUUUGCCCCCCCCCCCCCUCAGUCAGGGUCUAUUGACUUUGAAACUUUUGCUUAGUUUUCAUGUUUUAGUUUGUGAUUAUGUCAGUUUAAGGGGAACCGUUAGUGGUAGGUCAAUGAUAAUUGGUAUGCAGUUGUAUAAGCAUUUGUACAUCUCAUUUCUAUGGAGAAUAUUUGGUCCUUACCCCUUGUCAUGGUCUAUUGACUUUGAAACUUUUGCUUAGUUUACAUGUAUUAGUUUGUGAUUUAAUAGGUCAGUUUAAGAUGAACCACUAAUGUUAAGUCAAUGAUAUUUGGUAUGCAAAUGUAUUGGUAUUUGCAAGUUUCAUUUCCAUGGAGAUUAUAUAACCCCACCCCCUCAUUAUGGUUCAUUGACUUUGAAACUUUUACAUAGUUUACAAGUUAAUGUUUGUUUAAAAGGAACGACUUAUGAAAAGUCAAUGGUAUAUGGUAUGCAGUUGUAUUAGCAUUGGCACAUCUCAUUUCCGUGGAGAUUGUUUAGCCCUGUACCUUCAGUCAUGGUUCAUUGGCUUAGAAUAUUUGCAUAACUUAAUAGAAAAUGAAAGGAGAUGGGGUAUCCAUCCAUGACACAAAAUCAGUUCAUGCACAGCAAAAAACACACACAUGUUAAAGUAUUGCUAUUUUAAUUUCAACAUUUGCAUUUAUCAAAAUAACAAAUAGGCGAGACAUAUCUCUGUGUUAACAGUUUAUUAUAUAUGUUGACAUAUCAUUUAUGUGAAUGUUUUUGUACAUGUAUGUUAUUUAAACAAGACGUUCUGUACUAAAUUUAUCAGCAAAAGUAUCAAAAUUAUUUUAUAAUGCAUUUUCUAAUUUUUCGAAUUCAUUGUGUUGUAUGUUGCUUCAGCCAUCAUUUUACCAUUUAAGGACAUGAGGUAAAAAUUCACAAAUUAUACCAAGCUUAUAUACGUCCCGUUUUUGUCUUCAUUCAAUUGAAAAUAGUUUUAUUACUAUAAAAGUCUAUGUUACAAAUUAACGACAUAAUAUAUAGAAAUGUGUUCUACAUUUAUUAUUCAUUGUAUUGUAUUUUCACCCAAAACACACAUUAAUUUCAUUAUAUUGGGUUAAUUACAAUAUGACGUUUCAAGUUAAGGAAACGAGGUACUAGCGCCCAUUUUGUCUCCUUUAAUUCAUGAAAAUAGUUUUGCUACUUUAAAAAUCUAUGGUACAAGUUAAUGACAUAACAAAAAGAAAGUUUCAAAUAACUUGUUAAAAUUGAUUGCUGUACCUUGAAAAUAGACACUUAUUGGUUUUUGUGUUAACAGUAAAAAAUAAUAAAGAAGUAUUUUUUCUAUAUUCUCCAAAAAUCAAUUGAUUUGUAAGGCCUGUUUCGAUUUUAUCACAGUAAUAAGGAUUAUUUUGGAGGCAGUUAAUUAGUUUGAAGAGUCGGAUGAGUCUCAAACUGAAAAAAAUCCGAAGCUUUUGAAUGAAAGGCUACGUUUACACACCAUUUAUUUGUUUGUAAACGUGCCUUUAAUUCACAAGUAAAACUAAAUUUAUAACUAAAAAUUCCAAUGAAGUGCUCUAAAAUAAAAUAAUUUGAAAUUAAUGUUCACAUAGAAAACCUUGAAGAACUAUUCACCUGUGUAGUAAUUGAUCCUUGUAACAUACAAGUAUAUACAUAUACACGUAUAAAAAUUUACUUUCCAUGACACCCUCCAAUUAAAAAGAUCAAAGAUACUUUUUAGAAUUAUAUUUUCAUAUUUGAUGUCGGAGCAUUAAUUGGACUUUUUGCUGGUUGUCCUUUUUCUGGUAUUUUUUAAGCUCCGAUAUCAUAAAAGGGUUAUUGACAAAUGCAUAUGAUAACGUAACAUAUGGACGGACGGACAUGUGAUAAUAACCGGAAGAAGUUUGUAAUUGUUUUAUAUCAUCAAGUUUUGCACAUUGUUAUCAUUUUAUUUUAUUGUUAAUUUUAGAUUUGAUUUUACCAGUAUAAAUAAUAUGCAGUAAACCUAUAGUUUUGUCCACAAUAAUUUGCUUGAAAACUUAAUUUUUUUUAAUAAA
Molecule: messenger RNA, 4706 nt
Organism: Mytilus californianus (California mussel)
Lineage: Eukaryota; Metazoa; Mollusca; Bivalvia; Mytilida; Mytilidae
Product: solute carrier family 28 member 3-like
Exons: 12
Coding region: 111-2033 (640 amino acids)
Biological process (GO): nucleoside transmembrane transport
Cellular component (GO): membrane
Molecular function (GO): nucleoside:sodium symporter activity
Source: RefSeq, a predicted model, not a curated record